Vicia faba (fava bean) is the source of this 873-nucleotide messenger RNA. The record is from the annotation of a GenBank genome assembly. Lineage: Eukaryota; Viridiplantae; Streptophyta; Magnoliopsida; Fabales; Fabaceae.
AUGGAUGGUGGUCUCGGUAUUCGAAAUGCUAUGAUGAACAAUGUGACACUUCUUGGAAAUCUCUUGGAUGAUAUUAUUCGUCAUCCGAAUAAGUUUUGGGUGCAGGUUCUGGAAAGCUUUGUAAUAGGGUCCUCUUUGGGUAUAUUUCAGAUACGCAAUUGCACGUGCAUGACAUAUGAGGAAGUGGAUUUUGGAACUUUGGAAUUCUUUACAGUGCUGCCUCCAGAUACUCGCAAUGAGAUUAUGAAGGUGCAUAUUCCAACGAAGUUAACAGGCGUUGACAGAUUCGGUUGGAAGCAUAGCAUUGAUGGGUUAUAUACCACAACAUCAACUUAUAACCUUUUAAAGGGAUCUAACAUGGUUGAUGUCCGUUGUAACUGGAGGAAGCCACACCAGCCUGUGCGAUAUGCAGGGGAAGUGUCGAAAAUCUUGAUCAUCUAUUUCGGGAAUGUCGUAAUGCGAAAUAGCUGUGGGAGGAAAUUGCUCUAUCAUCUAUUUGACCGUCUGUUACUGCUCAGGACUUCCAACAGUGGUUUGAAAAAGCCUAGAGUUCUAGCCACAUGUCGUACUUCAGCCAGGGCCUUUGUCGCAACAUGCAAGCCACACUCUGAUCAGUCUCAUGGUAGAUGGCAGCUGAAACCUGAAUGUGAAUCAGAUGGGGGUGGUGUGGUUAUUCUUGAUGCAAGUGGACGUUGGAUUUCUGGUGUGUCUUCUAGUUUUAGUACGGAUAUUGCAUUUACUGCAGAACCUUUGGCUCUGGACAUAGGAUUGGAACAUGCUUGGUCUCUUGAGUUUAAUUAUGUUUUGUGUAAGACGGAUUAUUUACUGGCUACCGAGUUUCUCACCACAGAUGUGGAAGUUGUUAACUUUUGA